Molecule: messenger RNA, 3024 nt
Organism: Zingiber officinale
Lineage: Eukaryota; Viridiplantae; Streptophyta; Magnoliopsida; Zingiberales; Zingiberaceae
Product: chaperone protein ClpB1
Exons: 7
Coding region: 142-2880 (912 amino acids)
Biological process (GO): cellular response to heat
Cellular component (GO): cytoplasm
Molecular function (GO): ATP hydrolysis activity; ATP binding
Source: RefSeq, a predicted model, not a curated record
AUCGCUGCUUCCCAGUCUAUAUGAAAGCGGCGUCCUCGCUCCUCCCUCAUCCAACGAAAACGAGAACAAAAAUCCACCGUCAUCGCACACAGAAAUCAGCCAGCGAUCAACAUAUCGAUUGAUUGAUCGGAGAAUUCCGCCAUGAAUCCCGACAAGUUCACCCACAAGACCAACGAGGCCCUCGCUGCCGCCCUCGGUCUAGCUCUCGAAUCAGGCCACGCUCAGAUCACCCCUCUCCACCUCGCCUCCGCUCUCGCCGCCGACGCUGGCGGGUUGCUCAAUCAGGCCCUUGCCAAUGCUUCCGGAGGCGCCAGCGACUCUGCUGCGCAGUCCUUUGAGCGCGUUGUCUCGGCCGCUCUCAAGAAGAUCCCUUCCCAGUCCCCACCACCAGACAAUAUCCCCCCUUCGACGUCUCUCAUGAAGGUCAUCCGCCGUGCUCAGUCCUCCAUGAAGUCCCGCGGGGACUCUCACCUUGCCGUCGACCAGCUCAUUCUCGGCCUUCUCGAGGACUCUCAGAUAGUCGAUUGUCUCAAGGAAGCAGGAAUCAGCUCUUCUAGGGUUCGCGCUGAAGUCGAGAAGCUCCGCGGCAAAGAGGGUAAGAAAGUCGAGAGCGCUUCUGCGGACUCCAAUUUCCAGGCUCUCAAGACCUAUGGCCGAGAUCUCGUCGAGGUUGCGGGGAAGCUCGAUCCUGUGAUCGGACGCGACGAGGAGAUUCGUCGUGUCAUCCGCAUUCUUUCGAGGAGGACAAAGAACAAUCCCGUCCUUAUUGGCGAGCCCGGUGUCGGUAAGACGGCCGUCGUUGAAGGCCUUGCACAGCGAAUCUUGAGGGGCGAUGUACCGAGCAAUCUGCUGGACGUUCAUCUAGUGGCGCUCGACAUGGGCGCACUUGUUGCGGGUGCCAAGUACCGCGGGGAGUUCGAGGAGCGCCUGAAGGCUGUUCUCAAGGAAGUGGAAGAGGCCAAUGGAAAAGUAAUUCUGUUCAUCGAUGAAAUCCACCUCGUGCUCGGCGCCGGGCGCACUGAGGGCUCCAUGGACGCUGCGAAUCUCUUCAAACCAAUGCUCGCCAGAGGCCAAUUGCGUUGUAUCGGAGCAACCACGUUAGAGGAGUACAGGAAAUAUGUCGAGAAAGAUGCCGCGUUUGAGCGUCGAUUCCAGCAAGUGUAUGUUGCUGAGCCUAGCGUUCCAGACACCAUCAGCAUUCUGCGUGGUCUUAAAGAGAAGUACGAAGGACAUCAUGGUGUUCGAAUCCAGGACAGGGCUCUUGUGAUUGCAGCUCAGCUCUCCAGCCGAUACAUAACUGGCCGACACCUUCCUGAUAAGGCAAUCGACUUGGUUGAUGAAGCUUGUGCAAAUGUGAGGGUACAACUUGAUAGUCAGCCAGAGGAGAUUGAUAAUUUGGAGAGGAAAAGGAUUCAGUUGGAAGUUGAACUGCAUGCUCUCGAGAAAGAGAAGGACAAAGCUAGCAAAGCAAGGCUAGUAGAGGUUAAGAAAGAGUUGGAUGAUUUGAGGGAUAAGUUGCAACCAUUAAUUAUGAAGUACAAGAAGGAGAAAGAUAGAAUAGAUGAGCUUCGAAGGUUGAAGCAACGUCGGGAAGAACUACUAUACACUAUGCAGGAAGCUGAACGCAGGAUGGAUUUGGCUCGUGCUGCAGAUAUAAAGUAUUAUGACUUGCAAAACGUUGACAAUGCUAUAGCAAGGCUUGAGGGAGACACCACUGAGAAUUUGAUGCUGACCGAGACUGUUGGGCCUGAGCAAAUUGCAGAGGUGGUCAGUCGAUGGACAGGAAUACCAGUGACCAGGCUUGGGCAAAACGAGAAGGAAAGGCUAAUUGGCCUUGCUGAGAGAUUACACAAGAGAGUGGUUGGCCAAAAUCAGGCGGUUGAUGCAGUCGCAGAGGCAGUGCUUCGGUCUAGAGCUGGUCUAGGUCGCCCACAACAACCAACUGGUUCAUUCCUUUUCCUUGGUCCAACUGGCGUGGGUAAAACAGAACUAGCAAAGGCUCUAGCGGAGCAACUAUUCGAUGAUGAGAACCUGCUUAUUCGCAUCGAUAUGUCAGAAUACAUGGAGCAACACUCUGUGUCACGCUUGAUUGGUGCUCCACCAGGGUAUGUUGGCCAUGAGGAGGGUGGGCAACUGACUGAAGCGGUGAGACGCAGACCAUAUAGUGUUAUCCUCUUUGACGAAGUGGAGAAGGCUCACAUUGCCGUCUUCAAUACGCUUCUCCAAGUUCUUGAUGAUGGUAGAUUAACAGAUGGACAAGGGAGGACCGUGGACUUCACAAACACUGUUAUUAUCAUGACUUCUAACCUUGGCGCCGAGCAUCUUCUUGCUGGACUAGUCGGUGAAUCUUCAAUGCAGAAGGCUCGUGAGCGAGUUCUGCUAGAGGUGAAGAGGCAUUUUAGGCCUGAGCUACUGAAUAGACUCGAUGAAAUAGUUAUCUUUGAUCCGCUAUCGCACGAGCAAUUGAGGAAGGUGGCUAGACUCCAAAUGAAAGAUGUUGCUCUUCGGCUAGCCGAGAGGGGAGUUGCGUUGGCAGUGACAGAUGUGGCUUUGGACAUAGUGUUGUCGGAGUCUUAUGAUCCGGUAUAUGGUGCAAGACCGAUUAGAAGAUGGCUAGAGAAGAAAGUCGUGACUCAACUGUCCAAAAUGCUGAUAAAGGGGGAGAUUGAUGAAAACACAACUGUCUACAUUGAUGCCGAUAAAAAGAAAAAUGAAUUGGUCUACAAAGUAGAGAAGAACGGGGGGCUCGUUAAUGCCACAACCGGGCAGAAGUCUGAUAUCCUUAUAGAAAUUCCUAAUGGCGCACCCAAAAGUGAGGCUGCUCAAGCUGUGAAGAAGAUGAGGGUACUGCAAGACGUGGAGGACAUGGACGAAGAGUAAGCUGUUCACUGGAACAGUCCGUUGAAAAUAAAUGUUCGGUGUACUGUCUCUCGUCCUCUCUCAUUGAUGUGAAAUGCGUUACAUCGUUUGCCAGUGAGAUGUCGUAAUUGUGGUGAAACUAUAAAUAAAUUUUUGUUUUUUAAA